Molecule: messenger RNA, 814 nt
Organism: Daphnia magna
Lineage: Eukaryota; Metazoa; Arthropoda; Branchiopoda; Diplostraca; Daphniidae
Gene: Gas41
Product: YEATS domain-containing protein 4
Exons: 5
Coding region: 99-776 (225 amino acids)
Biological process (GO): regulation of DNA-templated transcription
Source: RefSeq, a predicted model, not a curated record
AUGUCGCUAAUGUCAUCGAGAAAUCUCUUCGAAUUCAAUACAGGAAUUUUGGCGAAAAACAGAGACAUUUCAUGACCUAUUAUUAAAACAAAAAUAUAAUGUCAACAUUUGAAUAUGGACCAGAUUCAGGUGGUAGAACCAAAGGUGUUAUAAUAAAACCAAUAGUGUACGGAAAUGUAGCAAAAUAUUUUGGCAAGAAAAGAGAAGAAGAUGGUCAUACACAUCAAUGGACUGUUUAUGUCCGUCCUUUUGAGAAUGAAGACAUGUCAACUUAUGUUAAAAAGAUCAACUUCAAGUUGCAUGACAGCUAUGCCAACCAAAACAGAGUGCUUACCAAACCUCCUUAUGAAGUUACAGAAACUGGCUGGGGAGAAUUUGAAAUAGUCAUCAAAAUCUACUUUCAAGAUCCUAAUGAAAGACCUGUCACCUUGUACCACAUUUUAAAACUCUUCCAAAAUUCUCCUGAAAUUGUGGUGGGGAAAAAACCAGUGGUUUCUGAAUUUUAUGAAGAAAUUGUUUUUCAGGAACCGACUGUAAUGAUGCACCAGUUAUUAACUAAUAUUCCUCAACUUUCUACUUCUCCUGUCAAGCAUGAUGCAGACUUUGAAGAAAAGAAGGUAAGCACAUUGGAAAGCAUAGUUAAAGCAAAAACAAAAGUGAAAAAUGAACUCACAGAAUUGAAAGACCGCCUUCAGUUAGCGAAGGAAACUAUUCAGAAAUUCAGGGAUGAGGUGCAAAACCUUCAACUAGGUAACCCUGCUUCUGCUCAAACAUAGUGUUUUUCAAAUGAAAUAAAUUUGUGUUCGAAGUUUUA